AUGACGCCAUUUUGUUUAGUUGUCUCAGGAGGAUCCCAAGCGAAAGACAAUGACGACGCACUUCUUGAUGUGGUUCUGAUGUUCAAUGGAGGACCGCUCGGAGCUAAAAGGUAUAUAGAACGAAAGUUUUUAUUUAAUAUUUAUGUACCUGCAGUAAGUAGACAUUUUGCAUGUAUAAGGAGCCAGAUGAAGACCUUAUUCAUGAAUGUAGAAAUUGUGGGAACUACUGAGUAUUUUAUUUUUAAUAUAAUACUAGUAGACGUUUCGAUGGAUCUGAAAACACUUUUUUUCGAAACGUUUGGUCGUGAAUGUCGACGUUACUUUCUUCGAGCAGUAGCGCGCAAACAGACUGUAGACAGUUGUAUCAAAGAAAUAUAGAAAACAUUUUAAGACAUUAGCACUUUAAAAUACGCUCAGCCUCAGAACAAGUAUUUUUUAAGGUUUCUGUAGUGUUUACUAUAUUGUCACAUGAAGUAGUGGACUAGUGGAGAUUGGGGAAUCCAAGAUGGUGUUUUAGUAAAUGUACGUUUCCAGAGAAUUGUUUGUGUUUAAUCGAGUUCAAUCUGUUGUUUUAUUGGGACACGUACUACAAAUGGCGACGAGGAUUUACAUUUAAAAAUAUCGAGGACGUGUUUAAUUAAUAGGAAUUUUGAUAAAUUAGUAUUAUGGAAACGAAUCAAAAUUCGAAAAAAUAUUCAAGCAGGUGAAUCGAGUGGAGCCGUUGUUUUAAAUACGAAUGCGAAAGUAUUCGAAGUUGGUGGUUUUCUUGGUGCUUAUACCGCAAGGUAGAUCUAAAUACACUAUCAGUUCGCUGGAGAAGAUGGAAACGCGCUUUCAACCUGUAUACGGUGUCAAAAGGAGUUGCAAAUGAACAGCAAAAAGUUGGUUUGUUAUUACAUUCAAGAGGAAUGGAAUUACAAGAACUUUAUUGUACUUUAAAGCCAGAAAGUGAGGAUAACAAUCUUUAGUAAUGUUUGAAUGCUUUAGAUGCACAUUUUACACCUAAAGUAAAUGUACCUUUUGAGAGGCAUAUAUGUUUCGACAAAUGCAACAAAAAGAGAAUGAAACCAUGAUCAGUUUGUCUGUCGACUUCGACAAAAAUCUAUUUCAAUAAUGCAGAGACCCAAAGUUUCUUGAAAAGACAGGUACAGUAAAAGGAAAGUAUGGUGCCAAAUCUGAUGACCGCGCAUCUGAUGGAAAACAUAAAGAGGCUAGGAAAUGUUACCGAUGCAAUAUGAUAGGACACAUCGGACGAGAUAAGAGCUGUCCUGCAAUAAACAAAACAUGCAAAAGUGUGGAUUGGUGGAUCAUUUUGAGGUUUGUUACUAAAGCCCCAAAGAAACCCUCAAAUGGAAACGCCAAGAUGGAGCUUAAUAUCAAGUAG
This is a messenger RNA of Paramuricea clavata, 1384 nucleotides long. The record is from the annotation of a GenBank genome assembly. NCBI's taxonomy places the organism in Eukaryota, Metazoa, Cnidaria, Anthozoa, Malacalcyonacea, Plexauridae.